Dromiciops gliroides (monito del monte) is the source of this 2770-nucleotide messenger RNA. RefSeq names its product integrator complex subunit 9 (gene INTS9). The record is from RefSeq and is a predicted model, not a curated record. NCBI's taxonomy places the organism in Eukaryota, Metazoa, Chordata, Mammalia, Microbiotheria, Microbiotheriidae. Gene Ontology annotation, biological process: snRNA processing. The transcript is spliced from 17 exons. The coding region runs from base 120 to 2096 and encodes 658 amino acids. Gene Ontology annotation, cellular component: integrator complex.
AAAAGACUCGCUAUUCCGUCAUGCUCUAGGACGUUUGGCGGCGGCGGCGGCUUAGCCGGAAGUUCCUUUCAGGGUGUGAGAGAGUCCAGGCACACACAUAUAACAGCGAAGAUUUCAAUAUGAAGCUGUACUGUUUAUCAGGACACCCAACUCUACCAUGCAAUGUGCUCAAAUUCAAGUCUACGACCAUCAUGUUAGAUUGUGGCCUGGAUAUGACUUCGACACUCAAUUUUCUUCCCUUACCAUUGGUUCAGAGUCCUAGGCUGUCUAAUCUUCCUGGCUGGGCUUUAAAGGAUGGAAAUACUUUCUUGGACAAGGAACUAAAGGAAUGCUCUGGUCAUGUAUUUGUAGAUUCUGUGCCUGAGUUCUGUUUACCAGAGACCGAGCUAAUAGAUCUGUCUACAGUAGAUGUGAUCCUCAUUUCAAACUAUCACUGCAUGAUGGCGUUACCUUACAUCACUGAGCACACCGGUUUUACUGGGACAGUGUAUGCUACAGAACCUACCGUGCAAAUUGGCAGGCUUCUUAUGGAAGAAUUGGUGAAUUUCAUUGAACGGGUGCCAAAGGCUCAGUCUGCCUCCUUGUGGAAGAAUAAGGAAGUGCAGAGACUGUUGCCUGCUCCCCUCAAGGAUGCAGUGGAAGUUUCAACUUGGAGAAGGUGCUAUACGAUGCAAGAAGUGAACUCUGCUCUCAGUAAAAUCCAGCUUGUAGGCUAUUCUCAGAAAAUUGAGCUUUUUGGUGCAGUACAGGUGACUCCACUUAGCUCUGGCUAUGCACUUGGAAGUUCCAACUGGAUUAUUCAGUCACAUUAUGAGAAGGUGUCCUAUGUCUCGGGCUCUUCCUUGCUUACUACACACCCCCAGCCCAUGGACCAAGCCUCUCUCAAAAAUAGUGAUGUCCUCAUUCUGACAGGCCUCACCCAGAUUCCAACAGCAAAUCCUGAUGGCAUGGUAGGAGAAUUUUGCAGCAAUUUGGCUCUGACAGUGAGGAAUGGUGGCAAUGUAUUGGUCCCCUGCUACCCAUCUGGAGUGAUCUAUGACCUCUUGGAAUGCCUCUAUCAGUACAUCGACUCAGCUGGCCUCUCCAACAUCCCCUUCUACUUUAUCUCUCCUGUUGCCAACAGCUCUCUUGAAUUUGCCCAGAUUUUUGCUGAAUGGCUUUGUCACAACAAACAGACCAAGGUGUAUCUCCCAGAACCCCCUUUUCCUCAUGCAGAGCUCAUUCAGACCAACAAACUGAAGCACUAUCCCAGCAUUCAUGGAGACUUCAGCAAUGAUUUUAAACAGCCAUGUGUAGUUUUCACUGGUCAUCCCUCUCUUCGAUUUGGAGAUGUUGUACAUUUCAUGGAACUCUGGGGAAAAUCUAGUCUCAAUACUGUUAUAUUCACAGAACCUGACUUCUCCUACCUAGAUGCACUGGCUCCUUACCAGCCUUUGGCCAUGAAAUGUAUCUACUGUCCUAUUGAUACAAGGCUCAAUUUUAUUCAGGUGUCAAAGCUGCUCAAGGAAGUACAGCCCCUCCACGUGGUGUGUCCUGAGCAAUAUACCCAGCCUCCCCCCGCCCAGUCCCAUCGGAUGGACCUGAUGAUCGAUUGCCAGCCCCCUGCAAUGUCGUAUCGUCGUGCAGAGGUGCUCGCCCUGCCCUUUAAACGCCGCUAUGAGAAGAUUGAAAUCAUGCCCGAGCUUGCAGAUUCAUUGGUGCCCCUGGAGAUUAAGCCUGGCAUUUCCUUAGCAACUGUUUCCGCUGUGCUGCACACCAAAGAUAACAAGCACGUUCUUCAGGCUCCUCCUAGGCCCGUCCAGCCCCCAGCCAGCAAGAAGAGGAAGCGAGUGAGUGAUGACAUCCCAGACUGUAAACUUCUGAAGCCCCUCCUAAGUGGCUCCAUCCCUGUGGACCAGUUUGUUCAGACUUUGGAGAAGCACGGCUUCAGUGAUGUGAAAGUGGAAGACACAGCCAAGGGACACAUCGUCCUCCUCCAGGAGGCCGAGACCCUUAUCCAGAUUGAAGAAGAUUCAACCCACAUCAUCUGUGACAACGAUGAGAUGCUCAGGGUUCGGCUUCGGGACCUCGUGCUCAAAUUCCUACAGAAAUUCUAAAUGAAGAGGGUUCUGCCUUGGCAAGCCAACAACAUGGCUUCCAACACAGGGAGAGCUGAGAAAGCAGGUGGUGGCCAGUCGUGGGGAAUCUCUGGUCCCAGGCCACUUUCUUGUUUAUGCCAUGUGGCCCAGAAAUCACAGGACAGCCUUCAGGUUAUCCUUCUCCUUGGUUUUUAAGGAGGUCCUCUUUUAUUCUCAGAUCUGGACUUGGCUUGAGUACUGAGGAAAAUGGAUGUUCCUGAGAGAAAUAGUCUGAGAUUAAUGCACAGAAAUAGAUCUCCCUGGAUUUCUACCACUGCCUCAGGGAGACACCUUUGGUUAAAUUCUAGACUUUUCUUUCCAGUUUGGGUCUCCAAGUAUUCCAAGUAUAAUGCAACAGGUUGUUCAUUGGUUGUAGUGACCAGUGGCAAAAAACGAUUCUUAAAGACUUUGCUGGUUUGGUGGAAGGUAAGGUGUCUAGACCGACUUUUGUUUGUUUUCAAGGUUUUGUUUGGCUGGGAAAGGGCAGCUAGUCUGUUUGGCAUUAUUUUCUUGCUUCCUUCAUUGCCUUCCUCAGAGAAAUGUGAAUCAAAAGACGGCUUUUCAAGAAAGUAGCAGAACGAACCACAUCAAUCUUUAUCUUAUUUUAAGAAACCUCCUUUUAAAUAAAAAGUAGUUAUUUUUACCAAAAUAAA